This is a messenger RNA of Colletotrichum orchidophilum, 354 nucleotides long. RefSeq lists its product as uncharacterized. Lineage: Eukaryota; Fungi; Ascomycota; Sordariomycetes; Glomerellales; Glomerellaceae. The record is from RefSeq and is a predicted model, not a curated record. The annotation marks the transcript as partial. The transcript has a single exon.
UGCCUCCAAGUCAGACAGCUAAGACAACUUACCCACCUACUGGACCCGCGCCGGCCACGACGACUCACAACGCUCAUCGGGACCUGCUUAAGGAUCGGCAAGAAGAAGGUGGUCAUGCACAUUGAAUGUCUGGCUUGCCCUCAAAAGAAGACAUCACGAACUGAUGCAAACUGGGCUGCUCCAUGGCUCCUAGACUGCCCGGCCAGGAACCCGAGGCCAGAAACGCCCCAGAAUGCCCUUGGCUCAGAUAUGGGAUUCUGUCUCAUUCGCAUCGCCUUGUUUAGAAACCAGUUUCCUAAACCCCCCAAGAAUACCUUACCCAUGGCAUGCGAGGCCGGCUCGACUCCUAGGUAG